AUGAUAACCCCAACCGCCGGAACAAAGACUUCCACUUCGAUCGAACCUCCUCUCGAAUCCACUUUGGAUACUGGUUCUGCCUCCAGCAGCCAGAGCAAGCAACGCCAAAUUAGUGUGUCGUGUUCCACCAACGAAGAACAAUGGCAGCAACGACAAUCAUCGGAGAAAGUAUCCAACACUGCGAUUACCGCCAAUACCAUUGCGACACAACAGUCCACAAAAGUGACUCCUCCACCACCAACUUCCAAGCGAAUCAUUAUUCCCGACCGUCACCCUUCCACGUCCGAUCACGGCAAGAGACUCAAAGUCGAAAAGUCAUCAUCAGCUGACGACGACGACAACGACAAUUGGCACCUUGUUGCUGCUGCUUCUGGUCAGGUUGGCCAAGCCUUGGCCAAAGUACUAAUGUAUGCUGUGGACCCAAUUCGAAUUCAAACAGAUUUGCGCCAAAAUGUGGAAGCCUUUGUGAUUCAUUUCCGUGGCGGCAAGAAAGCGUUAUUGGCCAAACAAGAAGCUAGUACUACUACUACUACUACUGCUCAUGAUGGUACCUUUCAUACAUUGCCGGCCAUUAUCGUGGCGGGCAAUCUGAAACAUUUGGAUUCCGUCGUGGAGGCAAUUUCCCAACGACCAAAGGAGUAUGCCCAAACAGAGCAGGAUCCACAAGAACUGCCGAACCGGCGGGCAUUGCUGAUUGUCAUUGAGGUCCAAUACGGUUUGUUGGCGAAUGGAAAAGCUGGUGUCGCAGUCUCUGGUGACGCAGCACACCUCGGCUUUGUCAUUCACCUGUUGAAACUGGCACUGAAGGACCGCAAGGAUCAUAGUAUAGCCACGUCCUCUUUGUCUGCUGAUUUGGCACUUCUCGACAGCCCCAAAAAAGUCGAGAAGUUCUUCAAAGCCAAAAGAGCUAUUUGA
Messenger RNA from Cylindrotheca closterium, 915 nucleotides. NCBI's taxonomy places the organism in Eukaryota, Bacillariophyta, Bacillariophyceae, Bacillariales, Bacillariaceae. The record is from the annotation of a GenBank genome assembly.